AAAUGAAAACAGCUUUAUCAUUAUUCUGUGUGUCAAUUCUUUGAUCCAUCGACUAAACUUUUGUCUCUAGAUCAAUUGAAUAGGUACUCGACUAGUUAUUGAAUUCUGUCUUUCGAUCGGUUAGAUUAAUCUUCCAAGAUGCCUGAUUAUUUGGGUGAUGAAAUGAGAAAGACAAAAAAAGAUGAACCAGAAAAAGAAGAGAAGGAAAUUAAAUCAUUGGAUGAAGAAGAUAUUGCAUUACUAAAAUCUUAUGGCCAAGGUCAAUGGACAAUUAAUGUGAAAAAUGUAGAGGAUGAUAUCCAAGGUAUCAUAAAACAUAUAAAUGAAUUAACUGGAAUCAAAGAAUCAGAUACUGGGUUAGCUCCUCCUGCAUUUUGGGAUUUAACUGCCGACAAACAAACUCUUCAAAAUGAACAACCAUUACAGGUGGCAAGGUGUACAAAAAUAAUAAAUGCUGAUUCAGAUGAUCCAAAGUAUAUAAUUAAUGUAAAACAGUUCGCAAAAUUUGUAGUUGAUCUCGCAGAUUCUGUUGCACCAACUGACAUUGAAGAAGGAAUGCGUGUUGGAGUGGAUCGUAAUAAGUAUCAAAUACAUAUUCCUUUACCUCCCAAAAUUGAUCCAACUGUUACUAUGAUGCAAGUAGAAGAAAAGCCUGAUGUCACUUAUUCAGAUGUUGGUGGAUGUAAAGAACAGAUAGAUAAACUACGAGAAGUUGUCGAAACUCCAUUAUUACACCCUGAAAAAUUUGUUAACUUGGGAAUUGAACCUCCCAAAGGAGUGUUAUUGUUUGGACCACCUGGAACCGGUAAAACUUUAUGUGCAAGAGCAGUUGCUAAUCGUACAGAUGCUUGUUUCAUUCGAGUAAUUGGUUCUGAAUUAGUUCAAAAAUAUGUUGGAGAGGGUGCACGUAUGGUACGAGAACUAUUUGAGAUGGCACGUAGUAAGAAAGCAUGUUUAAUAUUCUUUGAUGAAAUUGAUGCGAUUGGUGGUGCUCGUUUUGAUGAUGGUGCUGGUGGUGAUAAUGAAGUUCAACGAACUAUGUUGGAGCUUAUUAAUCAAUUGGAUGGAUUUGAUCCUAGAGGAAACAUCAAAGUUUUGAUGGCAACAAAUAGACCUGAUACAUUAGAUCCAGCAUUGAUGCGACCUGGACGUCUUGAUAGAAAAGUUGAAUUUGGGUUACCUGAUUUAGAAGGGCGUACUCAUAUUUUCAAUAUACAUGCUAGAGCUAUGAGUGUUGAACGUGAUAUUCGUUUUGAAUUAUUGGCUAGACUUUGUCCAAAUAGCACUGGAGCUGAAAUAAGGUCUGUAUGUACUGAGGCUGGUAUGUUUGCUAUCAGAGCUCGUAGAAAAGUAGCAACUGAAAAGGAUUUCCUAGAAGCUGUAAAUAAAGUUAUCAAAUCAUAUGCUAAGUUCUCUUCUACUCCACGUUAUAUGACAUAUAAUUAGUAUAAUAUUAAUUAAAUUUUUAUUUUGGUUUA
Messenger RNA from Sipha flava (yellow sugarcane aphid), 1478 nucleotides. It is a transcript of the gene Rpt1, whose product is annotated as 26S proteasome regulatory subunit 7. The record is from RefSeq and is a predicted model, not a curated record. The transcript has 8 exons. Gene Ontology annotation, molecular function: ATP hydrolysis activity; proteasome-activating activity; ATP binding. Gene Ontology annotation, biological process: proteasome-mediated ubiquitin-dependent protein catabolic process. Gene Ontology annotation, cellular component: proteasome regulatory particle, base subcomplex. Lineage: Eukaryota; Metazoa; Arthropoda; Insecta; Hemiptera; Aphididae. The coding region runs from base 139 to 1446 and encodes 435 amino acids.